Musca vetustissima is the source of this 1677-nucleotide messenger RNA. RefSeq lists its product as uncharacterized. Bases 1 to 1677 code for a protein of 558 amino acids. Gene Ontology annotation, biological process: GPI anchor biosynthetic process; protein localization to plasma membrane. NCBI's taxonomy places the organism in Eukaryota, Metazoa, Arthropoda, Insecta, Diptera, Muscidae. Gene Ontology annotation, cellular component: endoplasmic reticulum; membrane. The record is from RefSeq and is a predicted model, not a curated record. Gene Ontology annotation, molecular function: glucosaminyl-phosphatidylinositol O-acyltransferase activity. The transcript is spliced from 2 exons.
AUGACGGACGAAAAAAAUACAUUUGAAAACAAUUGUGACGAUAAAUACCAGUGUCGAAGUCCCAACGAUGAUGAGUACUAUUGUAAUGCUGAGCCUACCGGGGUCUAUAAUGGCGGUUGCCUAUCAUUGGCCCAACAAUUGUUGGCAUGCCGUUUUCAUGAUCACCAGUCAGCUGUUUGUGGGGCCAAAUCAACAACGGCUGGCCAUAGUACAGCAAAUGAGCAGAACGACGAUACAUCCCGCCGAAUGGAUAUAUACGAAAAACACUCGGAAGAAACGUUAAUUCGAAUAUGGCACAUACAGUGUACCAUUGUGGUGACGUUAAUAGCCAUAGCAUUGGCUCGUGUGGCGGUUCACAAUAAAUUCAUAACAGCCCCAAAGGUGUCAAGGAAUGGGGGUGGUGGGGCGAUGUCAUCAUUCAUGAAAGUGUUUAUAUUAGAAUUUCUGGUGAUCUCAUUGCCAGCUGUUGUAAGUGUAAAUAUUCUAAACAGCUAUGUUGAGUAUAUUUUGGCAAUUGCCAUAAUGGCGCUGAUUGCAAUUGUAUGGCGCUCAAAGUGUAUGGAACGAGCCAGCGAACGUGUAUUUGAAUUUGGUCGCCGACCUAUAAUAUUUACACUACUACGCGCCACCAUUAGCCUAUUGACCGCCCUGUGUAUAUUAGCCAUUGAUUUUGAAAGUUUCCCAAAGAAAUUUCGUAAAACUAGACGUUAUGGUGCCGGUCUUAUGGAUGUUGGUAUUGGUCUAUUUGUUUUCUCCAUGGCCCUGGUAUCACCUAAAGCGAAACGGUUAGUGGAUUUAAGGAAAAUGCUCGUACCCAUUGCUUGUAUGUUAAUAUUGGGUUUGGCUCGUACCAUUGUCAUAACCACGAUUGAUUAUCAUCAGGAUGAACACGAGUAUGGGGUGCAUUUGAAUGCAUUCUUUACAUUGGGUUUGACGAAACUAUUUGCAACCGGAUUGGGAUUUAUGGCCAGCAGUGAUAAACAUUUGUUGCCAAUGGGUAUUGCGAUUUUGAUUAUACACGAAAUAACCCUGCAGUGUGGCAUAUCUUCCUUUGUAUUGAAUCCGGAUUUGGAACGAACAAAUUUCCUAACUGCCAAUCGUGAGGGCCUUUGUUCGCUGCCUGGUUUUAUUGCUCUCUAUUUACUCUCACAAUACAUUGGACAAUGGAUCAAAUCAAAGGAUGUCCUGAAUUUCCAAGAAAUUAAACAAAAGCUGAUACACCUAACAGUUGCCGGUGUUGCACUGUGGCUGAUUGUCAUCAACAGCACUAUGGUAAUAGGUAUCGCUCGGGUUACCUGUAAUUUUGGUUAUGUCACCUGGAUGUUGGCCAUAGCCGUUACCAUGUGUGCUUUAUAUUUAUUUGUAUUCGAUAUAGUAUUAGACACCCUAUUACCGGUUAAUGGGGAACCAAUAAUGGAAAUGCGUCAGCCUUCCGAAAAGGUUGCACUAACGUCAAACGUUGGUGGUUGGUCUAAAAUUCCCACCCUAAUAGAGGCUAUAAAUUAUAAUGGUCUAAUUUAUUUUUUAUUGGGUAAUGUUCUGACGGGUGCUGUAAAUAUUUUCCUCAAAACAGAUGAGAGAACCGAUACAGAAAGUGUGAUAAUCUUAAUGGGUUAUAUGUUCUUAACAAGUCUAGUGGUUAGUUUAAUGUAUCGUUAUAAAUUAAGAAUAGCAUAA